Messenger RNA from Staurois parvus, 365 nucleotides. The record is from the annotation of a GenBank genome assembly. NCBI's taxonomy places the organism in Eukaryota, Metazoa, Chordata, Amphibia, Anura, Ranidae.
CCCAGCAGUGCCACACACAAGUUCCGCCCAGCAGUGCGCCCACCUGUGCCCAGCAAUGCGCCCACCUGUGCCCAGCAAUGCACCCACCUGUACCCAGCAGUGCACCCACCUGUGCCACCCAGCUGUGCCACCUACCUGUGCCCAGAAGUGCCACCUACCUGUGCCCAGUAGUGCCACCCACCUGUGCCCACCCACCAUCAGUGCUACCUAUCAGUGCUGUCUAUCAGUGCCCAUUAUCAGUGUCGCCUAUCAGUGCCACCUAUCCGUGACACCUCAUUAGUGCUGCCUAUCAGUGCCCUUCAGUGCUGCCUAUCAGUGCCGCCUCAUCAACGCACAUCAGUGAAGGAGAAAAAUUACCUGUUUGA